This is a messenger RNA of Drosophila miranda, 3256 nucleotides long. Its product is annotated as leucine-rich repeat-containing protein 15. The record is from RefSeq and is a predicted model, not a curated record. The transcript has 2 exons. NCBI's taxonomy places the organism in Eukaryota, Metazoa, Arthropoda, Insecta, Diptera, Drosophilidae. The coding region runs from base 568 to 2856 and encodes 762 amino acids. Gene Ontology annotation, molecular function: protein binding.
CCAAAAUCAAAGUUGUUCGUUGCCUCGUCGUGAGCGGUUGUGUUGCCAGUUCCAGCGGUUCCAGCCAGUCCCAAAGCCGACUUGUGUCCGAGCCAGAUGCCAAAAAACACGUAAACCCCGAGAUCCGGUACAAACAACAACUUGAAGCGUGCAGCCAAAGCGAACCACUGGAUUAUCGCGCGCACAUUUCUCGCAUUUCAAAAUUGUUUUUUUUUGCCAAAACCCACAUCGAAUAGGUUUCUGUUCAAAAAAUUGGCUAAAAGUGACAUACGAAUUGGUUACAAAACUACACAAAAAAAAAACAAAGUGAAACAGUGAACAAAUUUCCACAAACAACAAAAAAAAACACCACACAAAUCUGAAAACCACACCACACAAAAACAAAAACAAACGCCAGCGAAAUUGUUUAGUGAACAAAUUCCAAAAAGGAACAAAAAGAUUACUAUGGAAAACUGAAAAAUCGACGCCAAGAGAUUGAACGAAUCGAGACACGAAAAGGAAGGAAGGAAGGAAAAAGAAAACGACUAAUCGAAGCAAAGCGAAAGAAACAAAAAGAAAAAGGCCAACAUGCAGAUGAUCACGAUCAUUAGCAUCUGGUGCAUUCUGGCCAGCAUCUUCAGUCCGAGCGAGGCCUUGGCCAAUUGCCCGCCGGGCUGCCAGUGCGACGACAACACUCUGGUGGUGCAGUGCGGCGAGGGGCAGCUGGACGUGCUGCCCAUCGCGCUGAAUCCCUCCAUCCAGCGGCUGGUGAUCAAGAGCAACAAGAUCAAGACGAUCGACUCGUCCAUCCAGUUCUACGCGGAGCUGACGUUCCUCGAUCUCUCCUCGAACCACCUGAUGACGAUCCCGCAGCGCACGUUUGCCUACCAGAAGAAGCUGCAGGAGGUGCACCUCAACCACAACAAGAUCGGCCAGAUCAGCAACAAGACCUUCAUCGGCCUGUCGGCGGUGACCGUGCUCAAUCUGCGCGGCAAUCAGAUCUCGGAGCUGCACCAGGGCACCUUCACGCCGCUGCUGAAGAUCGUGGAGCUGAAUCUGGGCGAGAAUCGGAUCGGUUUCCUCGACCCGAAGGCCUUCGAUGGACUCAGCCAGCUGAGGAUCCUCUAUCUGGACGACAACGCCCUCACCUCGGUGCCCGAUCCCGUCAUCUUCCAGGCGAUGCCCACACUCGCGGAGCUCUUUCUGGGCAUGAACUCGCUGCUGACCAUCCAGCCGGCCGCUUUCCAGGACCUGAAGGGUCUCACCCGACUCGAGCUGAAGGGAGCCAGCCUGCGGAAUGUCUCGCACGACAGCUUCCAGGGCCUCGAGGAGCUGCGCAUUCUCGAUCUGUCGGACAAUCGCCUCGCGCGCAUUCCCUCCGUGGGCCUCAGCCAGCUGGUGCGUCUGGAGCAGCUCUCCCUGGGCCAGAACGACUUCGAGGUGAUCAGCGAGGGCGCCUUCGUGGGCCUCAAGCAGCUGAAGCGCCUGGACGUGAACGGAGCCUUGAAGCUGAAGCGCGUCAUGACCGGAGCCUUUGCGGCCAACGGAAACCUGGAGUACCUGAAUCUGUCCUCCAACAAGAUGCUGGUGGAGGUGCAGGAGGGUGCCCUGAGCGGCCUGCCCCAUCUGCGGCAUGUGGUGAUGAAGGCCAAUGCCCUGACCUCGCUCGCCGAGGGCCUCUUCCCCUGGAAGGACCUGACCACGCUGGACCUCUCCGAGAACCCCAUCUCCUGCGACUGCCGUGUGAUGUGGCUGCGCAACCUGCUGGUGGCCAAGAACGCCAGCCAGGACGAGGUCUCUGAGCUGCUGUGCGAGUUCCCCGAGCGCCUGCGCGGCGAGUCCCUCAAGCACCUGAACCCCACGCUGAUGGGCUGCACGCACACGGAUCCCAGGAAGCAGGCGCUGAUUGGAGCCCUGCUCGUGGGCUCGGCGGCCACCCUCACGGCCCUGGCCCUGGUCGUCUACCGCUGCCGCCACAAGAUCCGCGAGUACCUCAAGGGCGGCCUGUGGGGCAGCUCGGCUUUGGGCCGCAAGGAGCGCGAGUACCAGAAGACCUUCUGCGACGAAGACUACAUGGCCCGGCACCAGCACCACCCCUGCUCCCUGGGCAUCCACUCGACGUUCCCCAACACCUACACGGCGCCCCACCACCCCAGCGCGCCCGGCCAUCACUACGGCAUGUGCACCGGCAUGCCCAUCAACGAUCUGAACGCUGCCGGCGGAGAUCCCCAGCAGAAGUUCCAGCAGCUGCAGGUGCCCACCGGCAGCCUCAUGAACGAGAAGAAGCUGAACAACAACAAGGCCCUGGCCAGCCAGGCAGCCAUCGACGACAGUGCCUCCUUUGUGCUGCACAUGAAGUCGGCCACACUGGCGCGCGAUCACCUCCAGCAGCACCCGCACCCGCAGCAGCAGCAGCAGGCACAGCACCAGCACCAGCACCAGUCGGGAGUCCAGUCCAAGCUGAAUCACUACACAAAGCCGCAGUUCCUGUCGGCCACCGCGGCCGUGGGGGACUCGUGCUACUCGUACGCCGAUGUGCCAAUGGUCCAUGCCGCCCCUCUGGGGGCAGCGCCCCAGUUGCAGCCACAGCUGCGCCUCACCCACGAGCACUUCAAGCAUCGUGUGGCCGGCACUGGCGCCGGCGCCGGCGAGCACUACGACAACGAGGUGAACAGCGAGAUACUCGAUCCGAACUACAUCUACAGCAAUGCCCACUACUCGAUGCCGCUGGAGCAGAUGGGGCGCAGCAAGACCCCCACACCGCCGCCCAUGCCGCCGGCCCUGCCGCUGCGCAACGGGCUGUGCGCCACCACGGGACGCAGGUCCUUCCAGCAGAAGUCCGCCAACAACAACACCCUGCGGCAGUUCACCCACUGAUCCACGGUUGACUAUCGACGCAGGCAGCUGAGCAUCUACGCUUAGUUCGGCCGCUGUCCAACACUGUGAUGCCAAAACCAACCCCCAGCCCCAGCCCCAGCCCCAGCCCCAGCCCCCCGCUCGAGUAGUGCCCAAGUCCCAGCACUGGCUAUAGAUAUAGGAGGAAAAUCUUGCCCUGUAAAUAACCCAAACGUUUCGCUCGCCCGCACUUUCCCAACACUGAAAGAUCUCUUCUUCUAUCAGCACUUUGCCACACUACUACUAGCGUACAUUUUUUUCCUAGCCGCUAAGAUUAACCUAAAGAUACUUAAGAUAUUCAUAGAUAAACUAAAGACAAACAACAAACAAAAAAAAAAAACAAAAACCCAGCACUGAGAGUCAUUUGUAAGUUUUUUUUUUA